AUGCUAUGGAAAUUUGCCACGUUGUACCCGAAUUUGUUCUUUUUAUCCACUGCUUUUUACCAUUUACACCUUGAGACAACAAAUGUCCUGUCGUCUCCAUGGCGACGUCGACGACGUCGAAUCCAUCGAUCCAUACGAGAUUAUCAGAUACGUGACGUCUUGGGACGUCUUGUGGAUUACACGAGUGAUGCACCACUCGUGUUUAUUGUGAACGUGGAUCAGAUCCAUUGGAAUUUGUUCCGGGUGCAGCUGAAACCAACUCCAGAGCUUCAAUUGUUUGAACCAACUGGGAGAUUAGCAUUACGAUCGGGGAUUACGUACCGAUCUGUACCACGGAUAGUGAUCGAGUGGCUUAAUGUGUGCUAUCCACAGCAUAAAGGAUGGCUCGAAAGAACAGUGAGUGCCAUUACAAACAACCAACAAGUCAGUGGAUUUGAUUGUGGUGUAGCAUGUUUACUGUAUGCUGACAAGUGCGGACGCGGACAGAGUCGAGAUGAAAUCAACGAGGAGAUUGAUCAACAAGUUAUUACGUCUUUCCGAAAGCAGUUACAAUUACAACGUCGCACAAGUGAUGACGAGGUCGAUGCGUGA
Peronospora farinosa is the source of this 591-nucleotide messenger RNA. NCBI's taxonomy places the organism in Eukaryota, Oomycota, Peronosporomycetes, Peronosporales, Peronosporaceae. The record is from the annotation of a GenBank genome assembly.